Molecule: messenger RNA, 2133 nt
Organism: Daphnia pulicaria
Lineage: Eukaryota; Metazoa; Arthropoda; Branchiopoda; Diplostraca; Daphniidae
Product: extensin-2-like
Exons: 2
Coding region: 91-1905 (604 amino acids)
Source: RefSeq, a predicted model, not a curated record
CUACUGAAAUCAGUCGAGUUCGCCUUUUCGACACGUCAACAGGAGCACUAGUCCACCAUUUACUGUGCCAUCAAAUUUCAUCCUGUUUCCAUGGCUAACUUUGCCAUCACGCUGCUGCUAGCUGUUGUCUCGAUGCUGGCUGGAUCUACUACGGGUGGACCGAUGGGCUCAUCUUCUGCAUCAAGUAGCUAUUACCAGACCACAACAACGAAAGAGUACUACACCACCAAGGAAACUGAAUACUACACGACGACUUACACUGCUCCCAGCUACUACACUGAGGCCCCCAAGUACUACACCACUAAAGCGCCGGAGUACUACACCACGACGUAUGCAGCUCCUACCUAUUACACCGAGGCCCCGAAGUACUACACCACCAAGGCUCCCGAGUACUACACCACGGCUUCUUACUAUACCACAAAGGCGCCUGAGUACUAUACCACAAAGGCUCCGGAGUAUUACACCACAAAGAAGAUCGAGUACUACACAACAACCUACGCUGCCCCUAGCUACUACACCGAGGCUCCGAAGUAUUACACCACUGAGGCUCCAAAGUACUACACCACGACGUAUGCGGCCCCUAGUUAUUACACCGAAGCCCCAAAGUACUACACCACCAAGGCCCCCGAGUACUACACUACCAAGAAAGCUGAGUACUACACAACACCGGAGACGUACUACACCACGACCUACGCAGCUCCUAGCUACUACACCGAAGCUCCUAAGUACUACACCACCAAGGCACCUGAAUACUACACUGAGGCUCCAAAGUACUACUCGGCUCCAAGUUACAGCACCACAGCGGCUCCUUACUACACCACUGAAGCUGCUAAGUAUUACGUAGCCCCAACUUACUACUCCACUGCUGCUCCGUCUUACUAUGUUGAGCCAACUUACUACACCGAGGGUCCGCAAUAUUACUCAGCUCCUAGCUACUACGAGACCGAAGCACCAAAGUACUACACAACUGCUGCCCCAAGCUACUACACCGAAGCCUCUAAGUAUUAUGCUGCCCCGAGCUAUUACCAGACUGAAGCGCCCGUUUAUUAUACUAAAGCUCCCGAGUACUACACCACUACCUCCUACUACACCACAAAAGCCGCCGAGUACUACACAACUGCCCCCUAUUACACCACCAAGGCUCCAGAGUACUAUUCUACAACCUACGCAGCCCCUAGCUACUACACAGAGGCCCCAAAGUACUACACCACCAAGGCACCCGAAUACUACGUAGAGGCCCAGAAGUAUUAUUCGGCUCCAACCUACACCACUACAGCUGCUCCUUACUACACCACUGAAGCCGCCAAGUAUUACAUAGCUCCAACUUACUACACCGCUGCUGCCCCAUCUUACUAUGUUGAGCCAACUUACUACACCGAAGCACCUCAGUACUACGUUGCUCCCAGCUACUACACCGAGGCUCCUAAGUACUACACCACAAAGGCUCCAGAAUACUACACUACUGCUGCUUACUACACCACCAAGGCACCCGAGUACUACACAACCCAGGCACCUUACUACACUACGACUUAUGCAGCUCCUGCCUACUACACUGAGGCCCCAAAGUACUACACCACCAAAGCAGCUGAGUAUUAUACAACUGCCUCCUACUACACCACUAAGGCGCCAGAAUACUACACCACCAAGAAAGCUGAAUACUACACUACUCCAGCACCUUACUACAGCACUACGACCUACGCUGCUCCCAGCUACUACACCGAGGCUCCUAAGUAUUACACCACUGCUGCUUACUACACCAAGGUUCCCGAGUACUACACCACCAAGGCUCCCGAAUAUUACACAACCACUUCCUACUACAACACAAAGGCUCCUGAGUACUACACAACCAAGAAAACCGAGUACUACACUGAGGCUCCCAAAUAUUAUUCUGCGCCAGCAUACUAGAUGUUGUUAAUAUUUCAUGCCAAAGAGAAUCUAUUUAUUUAUUAUUCGUUUCGCUUUAAAAAUCAGCGUAUUGAAAUGACUCAGCUCAUUGCAUUGUUCACUCAAAUGUCAUGUGUUGCACGGUGUUGCAUUAGUUUUUAUUGGUGUUCAAUGUUUACGGCAUCUUGAGAAAUUAUUGGAAUAGUUUAAAAGCACAAUAUAAAAGAAAUAAAAACUUACGUUUUCUAA